Molecule: messenger RNA, 3578 nt
Organism: Belonocnema kinseyi
Lineage: Eukaryota; Metazoa; Arthropoda; Insecta; Hymenoptera; Cynipidae
Gene: IntS2
Product: integrator complex subunit 2
Exons: 5
Coding region: 109-3450 (1113 amino acids)
Biological process (GO): snRNA 3'-end processing
Cellular component (GO): integrator complex
Source: RefSeq, a predicted model, not a curated record
CGUAAACCAUGGAACGUAAGGUUAUAAUUUACUCCGGAGCUGGCUAAGUAAGAAUGUCAGAUACAAUUUUUAAAAUCCAACUAUUAAGUGUGUAGGAAAGUAGUAAAAAUGUCGUGCCCGGCGGCAGUUCUGCCGCGUGUUUUUUCUGCGAUACAAAAUGUAAAUACGAAAGAAUUAGCGCAAUGUACGGAGAGGGAAGUAAGACCAAUUUUGCCGUGCUUGGUUAGGAUGAGCCUAAUUUCUCCACUUGAUAUAACACAAGAAUGUGUCGAGGCUAGAAAAGAAAUUCUUACAAUACUCUCUGCAAUUGAAUCAGUCAAUGCUAUUGUUGGUUUACUUUCGAUUGAUUUUCAUGGUUUGGAACUUGAUGUCCGGCGAGAACAACAGUUGAGGCAAAAACUGGGAAACACUCAAACCGACAGUGUCCUCGCCCAAUCUCUGCAAAGUGGUCUUGCCCUAGAAUUCGAGCGAAGCGAGGCAUCUCGUCGAAUUCGCCUCGUCCUCAGCGAAAUUCUCUUCAUCGCCUCUCAAAUCCGCGAACAACAAAGGAGCCAGGACUUCCAAAUCAAACAUUCCGACCUCUUCGACAAUGCCGUCUAUAUGGAAGAAAUCACCUAUGUCAUCUGCAUUGCCCUCGCCGAACUUCCAGAGCUUCUUUCCAUUCCCGAAAUCUGUGAAACUCUCCUCCACGUGAAACACGGUCCCGAAAUAAUUUGCUGGGUCGUAGCCAACAGUCCCGACAGUUUCACCGAAGUCUGCACCUUCCUGAUCGCCAAUGGCGAACGACAAGAGGAAUCCAAUCUUGGCAGUAUCAGAACUAAAGCCCUGACGAUGCUCUGCAGAAUGAAUCCAAGUCAAGCUCUCGCCGUCCGAGCGAAAUGUGUCGAACUUUGCAGAAUGCCAGCCCUCGCAAUCACUCUCAGUCUUGAAAACGAAUCCUUAAGUAAUUCUCCCUUCGAAAGCGACAUGGUUGCUUUCGUUUCCGGUUUGCUGCUCGGCAACGAUCAGCAAGUUAGAAAUUGGAUUGCCAUGUUCAUCAGGAAUGGCCAGAAAAGAAAAGGGGAAUCACACACGGCUUUGCAAUCUCUAAGGGAGGAAUUAUUGAGAAGGCUACAAAAUAUCGUAUCACACAGUUCAGAUUGUCAGUUAGCUGAAUCUCAUGUUGUGCAAGCGAGCGCACUUCUAAGACUUUACUGCGCUUUGAGAGGAAUAGGAGGUAUUAAAUUUCAGGAUGAUGAAGUUUCUAUGAUUGUGAAAUUGCUAACUUCACAUCCUCCACCUUCGCCAGCAGGAGUCAGGUUUGUUUCGUUAGGUCUGUGUAUGCUCAUCGCGUGUCCUUCACUGAUUGGACACCCAAAUCUGGAGAAGAAAAGCAUUGAAUGGGUUCAAUGGUUGGUGCGAGAGGAAGCUUAUUUCGAAAGUGCGAGUGGUGUUUCUGCAAGCUUUGGAGAAAUGCUUUUGCUGAUGGCUAUUCAUUUUCACAGUAAUCAACUAUCAGCGAUUUGCGAACUAGUUUGCGCGACUCUUGGAAUGAAGAUUCCGAUCCGACCGAAUAAUCUGACGAGGAUGAAGCAGAUUUUCAUGCUGGAGAUUUUUACUGAACAGGUCGUCACUGCUCAUGCUGUCAAGGUUCCUGUGACUGCGAAUCUCAACGCGAAUAUUCCUGGAUUUCUACCGGUUCAUUGUAUCCAUCAGUUGUUGAAAUCCCGGGCUUUUGCGAAACACAAGGUUCCGAUUAAAAACUGGAUUUAUAGACAAAUCUGCGACAGCGUUCCACCUUUACAUCCGGUCUUGCCUGCCCUGGUCGAGGUUUAUGUCAAUUCGAUUUUGGUCACGAAUAAUAAAACCUCGGAGCAUACAAAUAAACCGAUUACCGAAGACGAGAUCCGGAAGGUCUUCCAGAAUAGUGUUUUUGGAGCGAAUUUUGAUGCGAAGAAAAGCGUGAUGAGCAUGGUGGAAAUGGAAACGGAUUAUAUGGAUGUGGAUACCUCGCAGCCUUCUUUAACAUCACAGCUCCUCUUUUUGUAUUAUUUGUUGCUCUACGAAGACGUGAGACUGUCGAAUAUGCACCAUUUUAUUUCCCAAGGAAAGAAGGUGAAGUCAUAUUCGACUGAUUUUCUUUCUGAGUUGCCGAUAAAAUAUCUUUUGCAGCAAGUGCAGAGGGAUCAGAUGAGUUAUGCUGGUUUGUUUUCACCCCUUCUGAGAUUACUCGCGAUGCAUUUUCCACAUUUAUCCUUAGUGGACGACUGGCUUGAUGACGAGGUGAUUAAUGUUGAUUCGGUAACGACGAAUCAGGAAAAAGUUGCGAUUAAUGAUACUUCAAUUAUUGAAGCUUUUGGACAUAUAAGGACAUGUGCUUCGAGAACUGGGAGAUUAUUGAGGCAUCUGUUGUCCAUGAAACCUUCGGAUAUUUGGCCACAUGCGGAAAUUAUUAUACAUUAUUUCAAGACGAUCCUGGAUGAGAAAGUUCCUAGGUAUAUUCAAGAAUUGUACAAACAAGUAUGGCUGAGACUGAAUACCGUAUUACCAAGAUGUCUAUGGGUUUUGUCAAUAAAUGCAUUAUUGAUAGAAAACUCAACAGUUAAAAACGUCUUCCUAACUCAAGAAAAUAUUGUCCUAGAUCCACUACAAGUAUUGCGUUGCGAUAUUAGAGUUUUUCGAUGUGCUCCCGUCUUGUCCGUGAUUCUACGUAUCCUACAAGCGACUUUAGCAGCUUCAAAAUCUCAACUAUCAAGACACAUGCAAGACAGGCCCCUAACAGAAAAAACAGGCCAAUUGACAAGUGAAGCCGAAAGAGAAGAUCUCAGAACUGCUUUGGUAGGUGCGCAAGAGAGUGCAGCUGUUCAAAUUCUUUUGGAGGCGUGCUUAGAAACCGAAGAAGAUCGAACAGUUCCUGGACGAAUGUGGUCUCUCAGAGAAAUAAGAAGCGUCGUUUGCUCUUAUUUGCAUCAGAUUUUUAUCGCUGAUCCCUCGUUGGCGAAACUAGUUCACUUCCAGGGAUAUCCAAGGGAACUCCUGCCAAUCACCGUUUCAGGAAUACCAUCAAUGCACAUUUGUCUCGACUGGAUUCCCGAAUUACUUUCGCAACCUGAACCAGAGAAACAAGUAUUUGCCGUCGAUUUAGCAUCGCACCUGGCAGUUCAAUACGCACUUCCAAAAGCUCUGAGUGUGUCGCGGUUAGCUAUCAAUACCCUGAUAACUUUACUGGGAGUUUUACCCGCCAAAGAUAGAGUUAUUCUCUUCAUGCCGGUUUUAUCAGCCCUGACAAGGAUUUGUUUAGCUUUCCCCCCAUUGGCAGAAGACACGACGGGUUUGCUUCUUCAACUCGGAAGAGUCAGUUCUGCUCAAGCAGCUUUAGGGGAUAAAUCUGCUGAGAAAUUGUGCCAAGCAGUAAAUUCGACAUUCUCAUCUCUAUUGCAGAAAUCAAUUCUCCAAUCGAGGGUUUACUAAACCAAUUUGUAAAUUCUGUACAUAGACUUUAUUGUAUUGAGAAUACAAGGAAGAACUUAAUGUAAAAACUCCUACACGAUUUAGAAGUGUAGAAUUAAUGUUAAUAAAUUAAUCUUGGAGAAAAUUAA